Solanum tuberosum (potato) is the source of this 983-nucleotide messenger RNA. Its product is annotated as polyadenylate-binding protein 2-like. Bases 82 to 732 code for a protein of 216 amino acids. Lineage: Eukaryota; Viridiplantae; Streptophyta; Magnoliopsida; Solanales; Solanaceae. The transcript is spliced from 6 exons. The record is from RefSeq and is a predicted model, not a curated record. Gene Ontology annotation, molecular function: poly(A) binding.
GUCGGCCCGCCCCGUAUACGGUUUAGAGUGUACAAUUUAGGGAAGAAAGAAAAAGGAGUUGCGGCAGAGCGAGAGAGAGAGAUGGAUGAAGAAGAGCAUGAAGUUUACGGAGGAGAAAUCCCAAUGGAGGCUGAAAUGGAAGCUGAUAUGGACAAUCACCCUGCCGCCGACGAGGAUGCCGUUAAGGAAUUGGAUGAGAUGAAGAAACGAUUGAAAGAGAUGGAAGAUGAAGCUGCUGCUUUACGUGAGAUGCAGGCCAAAGUUGAGAAAGAGAUGGGUUCUGUUCAAGAUCCUGCUAAUGCAGAUGCAUCCCAGGCAAACCGCGAGGAGUUGGAUUCAAGAUCAAUAUUUGUUGGCAAUGUUGAUUAUGCAUGUACCCCAGAAGAAGUUCAGCAGCAUUUCCAGGCAUGUGGUACUGUGAAUCGAGUUACCAUCCUGACUGAUAAGUUUGGUCAACCUAAAGGUUUUGCGUAUGUGGAAUUCGUGGAACAAGAAGCUAUUCAGGAGGCACUCCAGCUGAAUGAGUCAGAACUGCAUGGACGCCAGCUGAAGGUUAUGCCCAAGAGGACUAAUGUACCAGGGAUGAAACAGUUUCACCCUAGACGUUUCAGUCCUUAUCAACCUUACGGAUUCAGAAGGCCAUAUGCACCUGCCCCUUAUUUCUAUUCUCCUUAUGGAUAUGGGAAAGCUCCAAGAUUCAGGAGGGCAUCACGGUACAUGCCUUACUAUUAAACCAUGCGAUAUGCUGCUACAAAAUCUAAUUCAAGCAGUCACUUUAAUCAUAAAAGAUCAUGAAUACUGUAUCAACUAGAUUUUGCUUGAGACAUUAUAGCCAUUGCCUAUCAUAAGUUUAGGUAUCCUUCAUCUGCAUGUGAUUUUUAGGGAAGUCCUUUCUGUAUUAGUAUUCUGGAAGCAUUUACCGAUUUGAUAAUACAUUUUACUUGGAGCAUUUCUGCUGCAACUGUUUUGAGUUAGUCUUUAAA